Bactrocera neohumeralis is the source of this 671-nucleotide messenger RNA. Its product is annotated as adult-specific cuticular protein ACP-20-like. Bases 130 to 609 code for a protein of 159 amino acids. Lineage: Eukaryota; Metazoa; Arthropoda; Insecta; Diptera; Tephritidae. Gene Ontology annotation, cellular component: extracellular matrix. The transcript has 2 exons. The record is from RefSeq and is a predicted model, not a curated record.
GAAAAGAAUUUGGUAUAAAUAGUUACUGCACUCAGUUGACUUGUAUCAGUUAGCCACUGGCUUCAAACAGAGUCACAAAUUCGUAUAAUUUUUUGCCUUUGCGAAUCAAAUUCAAAACUUAAAUUAAAAAUGCAAAUCCUCUCGUGUAUCGCCUUCACCGCUGCCGCACUCGUUGGCGUCGCUUGCGCAGGAUACAUUCCACACGGACACGCUUCCAGUUACGCCUCGGUUCUUCAGCACACUGACGGACACUAUGGUUAUGGCAGCCACGACAACUCUCUGCACUAUGCUGGACAUGGCUAUGCUCACCACGACCACCACUACGAGCACCACGAACCCCACCAUUAUCCCAAGUACUCUUUCGAGUAUGGCGUAAAGGACGCACAUACCGGUGAUCAUAAGAGCCAAUGGGAGCACCGUGAUGGUGAUCAUGUCAAGGGAGGAUAUACUCUGGAGGAAGCCGAUGGCACCACACGCGUUGUGGAGUACACCGCCGAUGAUCACAACGGCUUCAACGCGGUUGUCAAGAAAAUCGGCCAUGCCCACCAUCCUCAGACAUAUCACCAUGGCGGUUAUGGCUAUGAUCAUGGUCACGCUGGUAGCUACUAAGCGAACCUUCUAACGAAUUAAAACGAACUUAUUGGAAAUGUUGUUUAAUGAAACUGUGUUGU